Acytostelium subglobosum LB1 is the source of this 1458-nucleotide messenger RNA. RefSeq lists its product as hypothetical. Lineage: Eukaryota; Evosea; Eumycetozoa; Acytosteliales; Acytosteliaceae. The record is from RefSeq and is a predicted model, not a curated record. The transcript has 2 exons. Bases 1 to 1458 code for a protein of 485 amino acids.
AUGGCAUCAUUGGUUCGUCAGAUAUUGAGACACUCACCAGCAGGUUCAGCGAUUGAGAAGUUGGCGUUGGAUGAUGUCGAGGGUGCUGAUCCAGACAUACACCCAACCAAAGUCUAUCCAGUGAUGUUCAGCGGAUACAUCAGCGGCUUCCCAAUACUAUUCUGCAAUCAUGGUGAUUGGUCAACAAGUUGUCUCGAUGGCGCAGAGGUAGUGUCGGUGACGGCCAACGUCACGUACAGCAUCACCUCAUCAGGACCUUUGAGCAAUUUGUCAGCCCCACUGUUCCAAUUCAUGUAUCCAGCUUCAUUGGCGCAGUUUAUCGAGCCCACUGUCGUCCAAUGGCGCGAAACAUUCAUGGACAAGUGGAACAAGGUGUCGACGGCGAGCGAUGCACAGGCCCAGACACAGUCGCCUAAUGCCAGAUAUCUCAAUACAUUGACGAUUGACACGAAAACAACCAUAUUGUACAGUGGACCCACGUACGUUAGGCCUGAUGUGAAGGCCAUGUUGAAGACUUCAGGUAGGAGUUAUAGUCGCGCUCUUGGUACUUUCGCAUCGAGCGCUGAGCUGCCAACGCCAUUGGCACACCUAUGCUCGCCACUGCCUGACACCAUCAUGCUAGGCAUCAUCAUUGGCAUUCUGUGUGGGGCUUGCUCCCGUAGCGAGUACCUGUGGCGAUGGUGUCAGUCAUUGUCGCUGGUCUCCAAGAAGUGGCACCAAUACAUCAGCAAGAGAUUCAACGAUCGUCUCGUCAUCAAGUCGGCCAUAUCACUAGUUGACUUUAUCCACCACCAUAAACAUAUCGAUAGGAGUGAUGAUCAAAGUAUGGAAUCAUUCCAAUACUUCCAAUAUCAUCGAUCAAAGAUAACAUCCUUGACGAUUAGUGGUGUCGCUCAUACAAUGAUGCUGAAGCUAUACAAGCACGAGUUGUCAUCUGGACUGUUUGGCAGCUCACUGCAUACACUGAUGGCCCCUGCACCGUUCAUCGAGUACAUCACCAGGUUCUGCACACAGCUGGACUCGUUGACAUCACUCACCAUCAUCUUGGAACCUGACACUGACAUACCAGCAAUGGAGAAGAUCGUCACACGUAUGGCCAUGGCCAUGUCAUGCCCCAAACAAGAUCAGCUAGGCAUCAAGAAGUUGAGAUUAUGCAUGAAAUAUGCGGAACAGGAUGUGUUUGAUAAACUGCGACCAUUCAUCUUCCACCCGAUCUUUAGUGAUCUCCAAUCGCUUGGCAUCUGUAUUAGCAAAGGAGACGAGGAGAUACAGUUCAGUGCCCUAUUCACUGAGCUUCCCAAGCUCACAGAGUUGGAGUCACUGGUGUUCAACUUUGACCGGGAGGAACAAGUACUGUUCUCUGAGCCCUGUCUGGCCUAUCUCAAGCAGGCCAUCUUGGGUUUGAAGUGUUUGACAUUCCCAUCACUCGACCUCUGGACUCACUCAUCAUGCACGUGA